AUGAAUGACGCACUACUGUACAAGUUGAACAACGGGCUCUCAAUUCCAGCCCUCGGUGUUGGAUGUUGGAUGGGGCAAGUUGGGGAAAGCGACCAAGUCAGACAGAUGAUAGUGUGGGCACUUGAAUUGGGCUAUCGCCACAUCGACACGGCAUCGAACUACGGGAAUGAGGAGUCCGUCGGGAAAGGCCUGCGAGACUCUGGCGUUGAUCGUGCAGAAGUGUUUAUUACAACCAAGCUUGCGAGCGAAGAUCAUGGUCGAGUGUCCGCAGCCCUCGACGAGAGCCUGGUUAAGCUCGGCACAUCAUACGUGGAUCUCUUCUUGAUGCACUGGCCCCAGGCUUUAACGAAGACUGGCGAGGCUCUUCCUCCCGAUGCGAGCCCAACGAUUGCUGAAACAUGGCGUGAGAUGGAAAUUCUCGUCGAAACUGGCAAAGCGAAAAGCAUCGGCGUGUCAAACUUCAGUAUCAAGUUACUUGACAAACUCCUCGAAUCUGCACGCAUCAUCCCAGCGAUCAACCAGGUUGAAGCGCAUCCUUGUCUACCACAACACUCUUUAUUAGAAUAUUGCCGACAUAAAGGCUUACUGCUCACGGCAUACUCCCCCGUGGCCAAGAAUAAGUUAUCCGGUAACGACGUCUUGGGUGAAAUUGCUGCGAAGCAUAAUGCAACGGUGGCCCAGGUGCUACUUAGCUGGGGUAUAGGCCGCUCGACUAUCGUCAUCCCGAAGAGUGCAAAUCUUGAGCGGUUGAAAGAAAACCUGACCUUGAUUUCUCUCAGUCCAGAGGAGAUGCGGAUUAUCAACGAACUCCACAAGGAAGAAGGGAUGCAUCACAGUGUGUGUGGCUUUCACUCCGCAGCGCUUGGUGGGUCUUGUUUUGGCUGGACGUACGAGCAACUUGGAUGGGAGAUGGCGCUGGGUGGCGUAGUCCCGAGGUAA
Molecule: messenger RNA, 939 nt
Organism: Pleurotus ostreatus (oyster mushroom)
Lineage: Eukaryota; Fungi; Basidiomycota; Agaricomycetes; Agaricales; Pleurotaceae
Exons: 8
Coding region: 1-939 (312 amino acids)
Molecular function (GO): oxidoreductase activity
Source: RefSeq, a predicted model, not a curated record